GCUUAGUCUGUGGAUGCGUGUUGACAUACAUCCCCAAAUUUCAAUAAAUUUUUAAAAUUUUGUAUGUCAAUUUAUAGGUUAUGUUGACAUGGUUCAGGCAUGUGAAUUGUGAAUUUACUAUGAUAUAGGAAUCAUCAUUUAUAUGUUUUUAAUUUAUGGAAUUCAUUUCAAUCAGAAGCAAUGGAUGAAUUAAUCGUUGGAACCUAUGAAGGAUUUUUAUUAGGUUACUCUAUACAGCCUGAGGAAGAGGCAACAAAAUUAAAGCAAACAUUCGCCACUCAUUCGCACACUGCCUCUGUCAGAUGUAUUUCUACUGCUGGGAAAUUUUUAGCAUCUGGUGGCACUGAUGACAAAGUUGUUGUCAUAGAUUUGAUUACGCGAAAAGAGCAUACUGUUUUAAUGAACCACGAUGGAUCAAUAAAUGCAGUAGCGUUUACUCAUGGUGGUACACACUUGCUUACUGGUAGCGAUGAUGGAUCUAUAAUUGUGACAAGAACUGGAAAUUGGCAAAUAGAAAAAGUGUGGAAAAAGGCCCAUGGAGGGCAACCAGUGACAGCCGUAGCUGUUCAUCCAUCAGACAAAUUAGUCCUAAGCUUAGGAGGUGACAGGACAUUAAGAACAUGGAAUCUUAUAAAAGGAAGACCAGCGUUUACCAUCAAUUUAGCUAGUAAAGGAAUAACCUUACCAACAGAAAUAAAGUUCUCACCAGGUGGGGAUAGGUUUUCUCUUGUCUCACAACAAACUGUUGAUAUAUGGAAAAUAAGUGAAGCAGGGUUGGAAAAGCGUAUUACAUGUAAUUCUAAACCAAUCACAGUACAAUGGAGCAGUGAUGAGCAAGUCUUUGUUGGAUUAGAAAAUGGAAAUAUUUUAAGUGUAAGUGUAUCUGAAACACAAGCUCUAACAUAUCCUGCCCAUAGACAAAGGGUUAAAUGUGUACAUUUCGAGAACAACAUGCUAUAUUCUGCAUCGAGUGCUGGCGAAAUCAAAACUUGGUCUGUUGAUGACAAAAUAUUAAGGGAAAUUUGUUGUGCAAAUGCAGCAUGUAGAAUAACAUGUGUUGCUCUAAAUAGACAAAAUCAUUUAAUAAAAAAAGAAGAAACCGAUGAAGAAAAUGACAAUGAAAAAGAAGAAGUUGAGAAUGAAGACAGUAACAGUGAGGAAUCAAAUAAUGAAGACACUCCAACACCACCAAAAAGGAAAAUUGGUGCAUUUGUUACAAUCAGCUAUGGUGAUGAAGAGGACAAUAAAAAUGACCACCAACCUCCAGCCAAGAAAGCAAAGAAAAAGCGAAAAAAUAAGAAAUCUAAGAAUAAAAAUACUGGUUAAUUAAACAAUGCUUUUGUUUUUGUUAUUUUAAUAACAAUAAUUAUAAUGUCCCAAAUACAAGGUCACCUAUAUGACGUAAAAAGCCUAAGGCAUGGUUUCUGUAAAAAAGUUCAAUAACUGA
Zerene cesonia (dogface butterfly) is the source of this 1447-nucleotide messenger RNA. RefSeq names its product p21-activated protein kinase-interacting protein 1-like. The coding region runs from base 181 to 1326 and encodes 381 amino acids. Gene Ontology annotation, molecular function: protein binding. The transcript has 3 exons. The record is from RefSeq and is a predicted model, not a curated record. Lineage: Eukaryota; Metazoa; Arthropoda; Insecta; Lepidoptera; Pieridae.